This is a messenger RNA of Chlamydomonas reinhardtii, 3277 nucleotides long. RefSeq lists its product as uncharacterized. The record is from RefSeq and is a predicted model, not a curated record. The coding region runs from base 85 to 2766 and encodes 893 amino acids. Lineage: Eukaryota; Viridiplantae; Chlorophyta; Chlorophyceae; Chlamydomonadales; Chlamydomonadaceae. Gene Ontology annotation, molecular function: protein binding. The transcript is spliced from 11 exons.
AUUUCCUGAAGUGCGUACGCCUGAAUGACGACGCAACGAGGGCGAGAAUCCUGAACUUGACAUACCCUGGUCCUUAUUUCUGUUAUGUCGCUGACGUUUGAUUUCCCAGAAUGGAGACUCAGCACAAACAACAACCAAAAACGGAAUGGAGUCGCUUCCGGUGACGCGCGAAACCCUUCUGGAGCGGGCCCCGCCAACGGUGACUGGGCAGCCGACCUAGACGACCUCGACUCCGACAACGAGGGAGCUGCCGCAGGUGCAGGCGCGGAUGUUCGCUCUGCCGACGGGGCCGGGACGCACCUGGGCGGCCUGGACGGAGGCGGCAGCACCGGAGCUGCCGACGCAGCGGCAGUCUCAGGCUGCUGCGAGGUAGCGGAUGAUGUCUCAGGUGGUGCGGCGGCGUCCGCCCCGCGUGUGCGGAUAUCCGGGGACGCCAUACCUGCAGAGGUGCUGCUGCUGGUGCUGAGUGGGCUGCGCGACACGGCCGACUGCGUGCGGGCGGCGGCGGUGUGCCGGCACUGGAUGUCCGUGGUGGCGCUGAGCAACGAGCUGUGGUUCGAGAUGCAGGCGCGAGACUGGGGGCUCGGAGGCGCGGGCAGCCGCAGCAGCGGCAGUGCCGGAGGCCACAGCGCCGCCCCAGUGGCAGGCGGAGGCGGCGGCAGCACCAGCGGUGGCGGCGGUGGUGGUGUCUGUGGUGGCGGCGGCGGCGGCGGUGCGCCGGGGGGCACGUGGCACCGAGCGCCGUACGCGGGUCGGCCGCUGCUGCUGCCGCCGCCCGGGGCUGGGCACAUGCGCAGUCUCAUGCUGCAGUACAAGACCACAUGUGCCCUCACACAGGUGGCUGUUCGCUUCAUGGUGCUGCGCAAGGGCUUUGAGUACUUGGUGGAGGCGGCGGCGUCCCUGUGGCUGGCGGCGCAACGAGCGGCGGCGGCGGCAGCGGCGGCAGUACCGACGGAGGCUGGCAUCGCAGACAAUCAGCAGCCGCAAGGCAGUUCUGAUGGCGGCGCUGGGGUUGGCUCCGCAACGCCGCCAGCAAAGCCGGUGGAGGCGGGUCCUCUGAUUGGGGCAUGCGGCAGUAGUGGCGGCGGCGGCAGUAGCGCUGGGGUCGGCGGCGGCAGUAGCGGCGGUGGCAAGCGGCGGCGCAUCACGCACGUGGACCAGCUGUGGGAGGGGUGCGGCAGUGGGAGCCGGGCGGCGCUGCAGGUCGACGAGCGUUUCAAUGCGGUAAAGGUGCAGCAGAUGGCAGGCAAGCUGAUCGUCGGCAGUAGCAGCGGCAGUAGCAGCUGUGGAGCUGGCGGCGGCAAUAUUGGAAGCAGCAGUGCUGGGGGCGGCGGCGGCGGCUCCAGUGCCACAGCCAACUGGCUACUGCUGUAUGAGGGCGUGUCAGCUGUGAUGGUCAGCAGGUGUGACGAGGUCAGGGACGAGCUGGCGACAGAAGCGGCGGCGGACGCGGCACGGGCAGCAGCAGCGGCAGCCGCCACAACAACUACCACUGCAGCAGCUGCCGAUGUCCCAGUCACAGACGCCGGCAGCUGCCGAGGCGUCGGCAGCGCCGCCGCCGCCAGGGCCGGGGCGGGGCGCGGCGGCGCCGGUGCCGCAGGGGGCUGCGGUGGCAUGGUGUUGCGCGGGGAGGUUGUGUACGGCGGCAGUAGCUAUGCAGACCGUUUCGCCGAGCUACUGCGGCGGGGCGACACGCGGGGGGCGCUGGCGCUUGGGGCGCAGGAGCGGGCGGCGGCGGCGGCCGCCCGGCGGCGUCAGGCCACGGGUCAGGGCGACGGCGCUGGCGGCGGCGGCAGCGGCGGCGGCGACGGCAGGGGCUGCGACGCGGUAAAUGUAGUGGAGGCAGAGGCGGCGGCAGAAGCGGCUGAGGAAGAAGAGGCGGCGGGGGAGCUGGAGGAGGAGGAGAUGCGGGAGGUCGUCGAGUCGGCGGGGGACGAGGCGGCCGCGACGUCGCCACCGCCGGCUGUGGUCGCGGAGGGGCUGCUGCUGUGGCGGCGGCUGUUGCGCUGCUGGGCCGUAUACCGCCGCUGGCUCGAGGUGCUGGUGGUGUGGCUGGGUCCCCUGGGCGCCCGAGUGGAGGCGGAGCGGCAGCUGGCGGGCGGCGCCGCGGCGCACGGCGAGGCUCCACUGGCACCGCCGCACCUGACCAACAAGGGGCUCAUGGCCUUUAGGAGCCAGGUGCUGUUGGCCUACCCGGUACGGCGGCCGCUGCAGGCGGCGGCGCUGUGGUUGGCGGCGCGGGCAGCUCUGGGCGACGAAGGGCCAAUGUCCAUGGCCGUCUCGAUGUCCGUUGCAGCCGCGUCGGGGUCGGCGGCUGCCGCCGCCCGGGGGGAGGGAGGCCCGGGCGCGGCGUCAGCGGCUGCUGCUUUGGGCAGUUGUCGUGGCGGCGGCGGCGGCGGUGGCGGCGGCGGCGGCGGCGGAGGGCUGCUGACGGCGGCUGAGCGCUGGGGCGGCCCCUACAAUGGCUACUGGCUGAGCGAAGAGAACUUCAAACUUCUGACUUCCAUACGGAAGGUGCUGACGGAGCUGGCCUCGGUGCCGGACGACGCGACGCAGCCGCAGCACCUGCACACAGCCGCCAAGAUGCGCAGGUGCUUUGGGGAGCUGUUGGGGCCCACGGGCGGCGGAGGGGGUGGGGGUGGAGGUGGGGGGAGCCGGGGGCGCAGCCGCGGCGCGCGCAGUCGGCUGUUUGGCGGGGCGAUGCCAGCGGCGGUCCUGCCGGGCUGGGGCGGCAUGCGGGGGCCGGGGAGCAGGCCUGUUGAGUAGGGAGCUACAUCGGCAGGGAUGGUGUGUGUGUGUGUGUGGACGUAUGCGGCAGUAUCAUGCGCCGGGUAAUGCGUCGGGCUGGCUAGCAACUAGCGAGUAAGUACUAAGUUUACUGCGCCCGGCGCCAGGGCCUGGGCGUGCGAUGGGACCUGGGCCAGGGCCUGGGCCGUUGGGCUUUGGCAACAAACUUUAUCGCUGUGUCUCUGUGUGGCUGUGUAUCUGCAUUUUUGUUUUAGCAUGGCUGCGUGCUGCGCGGGGAGGAAGUAACCGGAGGCAGAGGACCGCGGACGCAGCACGGUCAAGCGCACUCGUGUUUACCAGGAACACAAGCAUCGCGUUGCAAAGCCAGGUUGAGGCGUGGGUUGAGGGGGCCCACUCCCAGCUGUGGCCGUGGCCGUGGGCCACCACAGUAUGCCGGGGUGGGAACAACCCAGCACACCCCAGACUUCAUAUUGCAAUUGAACACACGGAAAGGCCCAACGGAAAUGUGUCAUCUUAUCUCCAUGAAACG